AUGCUCCUCACUGUGGAGUCAUUGUUUUCUCCAGGUCGGUUUGAGUCACUGCAUUUUCAGAAUGACUUCAAGUGUAACGUAUUUUCCUACCUGAACAAGAUGAGAAGUUUCUGCAUCUGCACCACCUGCCUCCUGAGUGUUCUUCAGGCCAUAAUUAUCAGCCCCAGCAGCUCUUAUAAAUACUGUUGGCUUUUCCAUCAUCAGAAGAUUGUUUCUUACUCUGUCAUUAUCCAGAGAUGUUUUGCUUAUAAGAAUAAUGCUGCCUUCAAGUGCAUACAUUUGUUCAGGCACCAGAAGAAAUUCCGGUACUUUCACAGCACCAGCCUCUCCCCAAGACCUUCCCCAGAGAAAAGUGCCACUCAGACCAUCUUGCUCCUAGUGAGUUUCUCUGUGGUCAUCUACUGGGUUGAUUUCAUCAUCCCAUUGACCCCAGCCUUGCUAUGGGCAUAUGACCCUGUUGUCCUGGGUGUCCAGAGGCUUGUGGGCAAUGUAUAUGCCACUGUCGGUCCUUUUGUUUUACUCAGAUCUGAUGAAAACAUCAUCAGUGUGAUGAAAACU
Mandrillus leucophaeus (drill) is the source of this 558-nucleotide messenger RNA. Its product is annotated as vomeronasal type-1 receptor 90-like. Lineage: Eukaryota; Metazoa; Chordata; Mammalia; Primates; Cercopithecidae. The transcript has 2 exons. The record is from RefSeq and is a predicted model, not a curated record. Gene Ontology annotation, molecular function: pheromone receptor activity. The annotation marks the transcript as partial. Gene Ontology annotation, cellular component: membrane. Gene Ontology annotation, biological process: G protein-coupled receptor signaling pathway.